ACAUGUAAUUGAGGGAGGAAGAGCGAGAGAGAAAAAGGACUGACUCACACUCACUCUCGAAAAUCACAAUUAAAUUAUCUUAUCACUCACACAUGGUUAGUUUCCUAAAAAAAUAAUUAAAAAUGUCGUUCUCAGCCAGUCUUGCCCCCCACUCGUCGUCCAGCCAGUUUCCCUGGACUACCCGCUUGGAAUCACUGUUCUUUUCGUCUUUUUUCACCGACGAAGCCAUUAUUCGACCGAUAGGUCCUAGUAAACAUUUCAUAAUGCUAAUUGCAUACAAUCGUUUCGCUAAGUCACUCCCCUCAAACAUUAAACCCCCAUCGAUUGAGCAAUUGUGGUCGAAAUUGGAAUCAUUUUAUGAUCUGGAUUUACUGGAGGUGAGAAUGCGAUUCGACUUCAAGCGUCUGGACAAACGAGUGGAAUUUGCACUUCCGGACGGAUGGAUCAAGAAACGAAAGAGAUCCACGUCUUCGACAUCUUCUUCGUCAUCGAGCUCAUCAUCGAGGAAGAAGAUCGUAAAGAGACAAAUGCGCUAUAGGAGGAUUUAAGUUUUCUGUAAAGUCGAUGAAUUCAGGAUCAUUCCAAGCAUGUAUGUAUAAAAUCAAAUACAAGCAACUACAUGUCUUAAUAAAUGAAUUAUUGCAAAAACAAUACAUUUUCUCUUCUAAACAAAACCUUUUAUACAGACCAAAUUUGGAUAUUUUUUACAUCUUUUUACUAAACAGAAUCUAAUAAAUUGCUAAAACAAUUA
Messenger RNA from Folsomia candida, 751 nucleotides. RefSeq lists its product as uncharacterized. Gene Ontology annotation, cellular component: nucleus; NuA4 histone acetyltransferase complex. The coding region runs from base 123 to 548 and encodes 141 amino acids. The record is from RefSeq and is a predicted model, not a curated record. The transcript is spliced from 3 exons. Gene Ontology annotation, biological process: regulation of transcription by RNA polymerase II. NCBI's taxonomy places the organism in Eukaryota, Metazoa, Arthropoda, Collembola, Entomobryomorpha, Isotomidae.